Messenger RNA from Neurospora crassa OR74A, 2158 nucleotides. RefSeq lists its product as hypothetical. Gene Ontology annotation, biological process: protein deubiquitination. Gene Ontology annotation, molecular function: cysteine-type deubiquitinase activity. The coding region runs from base 157 to 1143 and encodes 328 amino acids. NCBI's taxonomy places the organism in Eukaryota, Fungi, Ascomycota, Sordariomycetes, Sordariales, Sordariaceae. The record is from RefSeq and is a predicted model, not a curated record. The transcript has a single exon.
GCUUCCUCGCCCUCCCUUCACUCUUCGCAACCACAACACAUUUGAGACUACGGCUAACUGCACGAGUCAUUUGAGUCUCCUCUCGGGCUACCUUCAACUCGCCUGAAAUUGCCACUAUUCCUUUAAGCUUAAUAGGUCCUACAAGAGCAAGCAAGCAUGGAGUCCGAAACCCUCGAACAAAUGCAAGCUCGGCAUCGCAAGGAGCAAAGAGACCUUGUGUCACGCAUCACAAACAAGAAGAAGAACGCGACUAAGAAGACACGCAAGGGCGUCAAUGAUGAAUGCGCCCAAUUGGAGCUCGAACUCAAAGCGAGACAAGAGGAGGAGCUCAGGAAGCUGCAAGGAGGUGACGACAAUGACGACAACGACGAGCAGGCCCAGGAGCUUGAGGAAGAGCAAGACGUCGAAGAACCAACAGUCAACGAUGUGACCGAGAAGCUACAGAAGACCACCGUCUCAGAACAGUCGAGUAAUACAAGGCCCCCUCCUCCGGUAGAGCAGUCCUCCAGCGGCGGAGGAAAGAAACGAAACCGCCAGAAGGAGCGUCUCGCCCGUCGCCAAGCGGAAGUAGAAGCUGCUUCGGCAGCAGCCGAGCAAGAGGCCUCGAGCAUGGUGGACCAUCGCGGUAUCGAAAAGGCAUAUAUGUUGCGCGAAUUCAAGGCGCAUUCUUUGGAAGAGAAGGAUAUCGAACCCGAUGGGCAUUGCCUCUUCUCCGCAGUGGCAGACCAGCUUGCUGUCCACGGGCUCCCAGUAGAUGGGGCCUUGUCCGCAAACAAGGGAGCCCAAACACAAGAGAAGCUGCCGCCUUAUAGGAUCGUGCGUCAUGUGGCGGUUGACUACAUGGAGAAACACACGGACGAUUUUGCGCCUUUUCUCGAGGAGCCCUUCGAGACCUACGUGGCCAAGAUACGAGACACAGCAGAGUGGGGUGGACAGCUGGAGCUGACGGCGCUGGCAAACGCGUAUAACGUGGAGAUCAGGGUGGUGCAAGACGGUCGGACGGAGGUGAUACAACCCAACGCUGUCGCAAAUGGGGAGAGCAACGGGGACAAGGAGGAGCUGAAGGUCCUGUGGUUGGCGUACUAUCGUCAUGGAUAUGGCCUUGGAGAACACUUCAACUCGCUACGCAAAGCAGCUGUUUGAGACCAUGAUUUGCCAAAAGGCGAGUUAUCAAACAAACGAUAAAAGUGCUACUCUCCCUGUUGCUAGGUUGCUCUUUCGCACACACACAAAGUAACUGUAACCGAAAAGGGUUCCCCUGACCACCCUUACUGGUGGCUCCAGACCGAAACACGGUCAACCACGUUUCCUUGGUUGUCGUACCCAGCCUUGUGUGUGCAUGCAGGCUGUGUACGUGCCAGCCGUUUGAGAGCAACCGGUGUUGUAUCCGCGCUUCCGUCCACUACCUGUCCCUUGUCGUCAUAUUGCAACAACUGACCCGGAUGCCCAAGAUGGGCAAGAUACAGGUCGCCCGACACACCCCAAGGCGGGCCGCCGGUCAUGGGGUCCUUGUCAAGUGGCCACUCGAGGCAAACUAAUCUUCCGCCGUCGGGGUUGAGAAGAUCGGACAAUCUCUUGGCCCAUUGUGGGCGUGCUUCAGGCGGAAGGGCGCAAAAGAACUGGCAAUGAGUCUCGAGUUAGUGUUUCUUGACUUUGUCACUUCAAUCAGGCCAGGACACCAUCCAAGGAGACGGAACACUUACCGUAUAGUCAAAAAUGAGAUCAAACCCAGUCUUCACCUUUCCAUAUCCCGAAUCAUUCACCCAGUCGUCCUCGAAAAAGUCUCCCGUCACCCACAUCACCCUGCCCUUUGUCGUGACGCCUAGCUCCCUCUUCGGCGCAUACAUCUCCUUCCACUUGCCCUCUGCAUCCUCUUCCGCCACCCGUUUCUCGUUCUUCUUAGCCUCCUCUAUGCUUGUCACGGAUGAGUCAAGUCCGUAGACGUCAUACCCAUGUGCAGACAGGAGUAGCACGUCGUGGCCUCUCCCACAGCCGGCCACUAAAGCUUUGGGUUUUGACUUGUCCCAAUCAUGAGCCGUACUUGGGGCAUUGGGGAAGAGCUCGCGGUGGAGGGACAGGACUUCAUCGAGGGCUUGGCUGGGCCCGCCGCGGUCCCAGGGGGUGAAGGAUUCCUUCCAUAGCGUGUCCCAGCGUUCAG